CUAGUCAUUUUCCUUUUCCUUUUUUUUUUUUGUGUUAAUUAUAUCCUCAUAAUAUUCCCAGCUUUUGCUUUAGCUCUGAUUUUCAUGAAGUGGGAAAGCAAUUCAUUAACUCUGAAAUGGUUUCAAAGAUAUUUUGUUUUUCUACAAAAUUUCCUUUUUGAAAUAAUUUCUACUUCAAUAUCUGUUGGUUGUAUGUGAUUUAAAUCAAAGGUGCCAGGAUGAGUUUAUUUUGAUUUGUAUGGUUGUGUUGAAAAUGACUGGUAGCUGUGCAUUCAUUGACUUCCUUUGUCCUCACCUGCAUAUUCACAAGCCAUAUAGUACUCUGUCCAAAAACAACUCAUUCUUACAAAAGAUCAUUGAUGACCAAAUCUAUCUUAAGUUUCCCAAAUUUAAAAUUCUAGAAAAAAUAAAAAUAGUCUUUUGAUGUUUGAAUUGCAGAAUUUAUGAUGCUUGUUUGCAUAUGGGGGUGAUAUAGAAGCCAAGCUAUUUUGGAAAUUCCAGGGUCCUCUCUAUUUGGAAGAAAGCUAAAUCCCAUGAAUACAAGAUGUUUGACUCUUCGCUUGUUCAAUCUGCUUUAAGCCAAAAUGAAGGUCAGCUAGAUAUUGUUAGUGAACUUCAAGACAAUAACUCAUCGAUAGAGGAAACAAGUUAUAAUGAAGAGACUGGAAGUGUUGAAUCAUGUUCUAAAAGCAGCGAUUUUUAUCCUUACAGGUUUCAACUUGAGCAGGAUGUACAUAGAUUGCAACAAAAGCUGCAAGAAGAGAUAGACCUGCAUUCUGUUUUGGAAAGUGCUAUAGAGAAAAAUGCUUCAGAAUUGUCGAGUCCUUCAUGCCUUCCGCACCAUGCUCAGGAGCUUCUAUCCCAUAUUGCUGUAUUGGAAGGUACCAUCUCAAAACUCGAACAGGAGAUGAUCUCUUUGCAUUUUCAACUUAGUCAAGAGAGAAAUGAACGGAGGCUUGCUGAAUAUCGAUUGAGGCAUUCAGUUUCUCCAUCAAUGUCACCAUCAUCAAGGUGUUUGCAGCACUCAGAUUCUGUAUUGCAUCAUUCCUCAGAUGAUAACUCAUGUCAAGAGCGUACUGACCACCCCUCAGAAUCUACUGGUGAUUCAUCGUCUUUGGAUUUGGUAAGAGAGAAGAAUGCAAUGGGCAUGAUUUUGCAUCAUGACGGGAAGAAAAUAUCUGCAAAGACAGAUGGCAAAUCUCUUCAACCUUUAAGGUUUGAGGAGAUUUCACGAGGGAUAACGCCUAAAGGCCUUUGGGAUCACCCUAACCGGCUAUCAGAAGAGAUGGUGAGAUGCAUGAGAAAUAUAUUUAUAUCUCUUGCAGAUUCAGCUGUACCUUCCAAAUCAUCUGCGUCUAAAAGCCACAGCUCAACUCUAUCACCUCGGGGACAUCUAUCAAAUUCAUCGUGGUGGACAUCAUCAGAACGUUCGACGAUUCCUUCUUGGGUGCAGAGCCCUCAAGUUGAUAUCCAAAGCAACUCUGAAGUUUUGGCUUCAGAGAAUUCCUUUGAUCCGUACAGAGUACGUGGAAAAUUAAGCUGGGCUGAAAUCGGAAAUUAUGGAUUAUCAACUGAAGUAUCUUGGAUGUCAGUUGGGAAGCAGCAGUUGGAAUAUGCAUCUGGGGCCUUAAGGAAGUUCAGAACACUUGUGGAGCAACUGGCGAAAGUGAAUCCUAUACACUUGAGUUGCAACGAGAAGCUUGCCUUUUGGAUCAACUUGUAUAACGCCCUAAUCAUGCAUGCUUACUUAGCUUAUGGGGUUCCAAGAAGUGACUUGAAGCUCUUCUCCUUGAUGCAAAAGGCAGCAUAUACAGUUGGAGGCUACUCCUUCAGCGCAGCUGCAAUCGAAUAUGUAAUUUUGAAGAUGAAACCACCAUUGCAUAGACCACAAAUUGCUUUGCUUCUUGCCCUUCACAAACUGAAGGUGUCAGAUGAGCAACGCAAGUCUGCAAUCGAUACAUACGAACCACUCGUAACUUUUGCACUCAGUUCUGGGAUGUACUCAUCACCUGCGGUGAGAAUUUACACUGCUAAGAAUGUUAGGGAAGAGCUGGAAGAAGCACAACGCGAUUUUAUACGAGCUUCGGUUGGGGUUAGCAGCAAAGGGAAGCUAUUAGUUCCGAAGUUACUGCACUGCUUCACUAAGGGCUUUGUGGAUGAUUCCAAUUUGGCAGUAUGGAUAUCUCAUUACCUGCCACCAAAUCAAGCUGCCUUUGUGGAGCAAUGCAUAUCACAAAGGAGGCAAAGCCUUCUUGGAUCUCGAAACUGCGGCAUUCUUCCCUUCGAUUCACGCUUCCGUUACUUAUUCUUGCCAGAUAAAAACAUUUCAAUCCAAUGAUAAUAUGUCGAUAAUAGGUUUUACAUCUCCUUGCUUGUUGAGUUGAAUCACACAGAGAGUAAGGUACAAAAAUUAGUGAAUGGUAACAUAUAAUUCCUUGAGAAAGACCAGGGUGAUUAGCAGUUUUGGUGUGUCCCCAUGCAUCAAGAGUGACAAUACUUGUUUUGUGUGGUGUACAUUUUCUUCAUGCAUGGCUAAUGCACCUGCUUUAGCUGUAGUAUUUUCUGUAUCCAACAAGGUUAGAAUAAAUACUUCUCGGCCUAUAAUCAAAUCGUCUCGUUUAUACUCUAA
This is a messenger RNA of Gossypium raimondii (Peruvian cotton), 2629 nucleotides long. RefSeq lists its product as uncharacterized. The transcript has 12 exons. Lineage: Eukaryota; Viridiplantae; Streptophyta; Magnoliopsida; Malvales; Malvaceae. The record is from RefSeq and is a predicted model, not a curated record. Bases 545 to 2338 code for a protein of 597 amino acids.